CCAUUUUUGCACACACUAAUUACUCACAAAAACACCUUUUUAAUGGGUUUUCCACUAGGCUAUACAGAUCUCAAUUUCCCCAAAUUACUUCUCCAUCUUCUUUCAAUUCUAUUCUUCAUCAGAAAACUCAUCUGUAAUCUCUUCACAAUUCUCGGUCUCCCCGAUUUCCUCGAACCCGACUUUCCUUACCCGACCCGACCCGGAGAAGAGAAUACCCGGUUGUGUUCGGUGUCGGCGGCGAUAAUCCGAGAGAUAUUACCGGUAGUGAGGUUUUCCGAAAUAGUUGACCCGCCGGAGAGCUGCGCGGUUUGUCUUUACGAGUUUGAUUCCGGCGACGAGAUCAGGAUGUUGAUGAAUUGUCGACACGUGUUUCACCGGAGCUGUGUGGACCGUUGGAUGGAUCAUGAUCAGAAGACGUGUCCACUUUGUAGGAAGGAAUUUGUACCGGAGGAUAUGAUGGGGAUUUUUAAUGAGAAGUUGUGGUUGGCUUUUGGGGUUAAUGAUUUUUGUGAGGAGUAG
Messenger RNA from Solanum verrucosum, 519 nucleotides. Its product is annotated as brassinosteroid-responsive RING protein 1-like. NCBI's taxonomy places the organism in Eukaryota, Viridiplantae, Streptophyta, Magnoliopsida, Solanales, Solanaceae. The transcript has a single exon. Gene Ontology annotation, biological process: protein ubiquitination. Gene Ontology annotation, molecular function: ubiquitin protein ligase activity; zinc ion binding. Bases 43 to 519 code for a protein of 158 amino acids. The record is from RefSeq and is a predicted model, not a curated record.